AUGUCCAAAGCCACCCUCGCUGUCAUCGCCGCUGUCAGCGCCGGCGCCGGCGCCGCUGCCACAGCAGCCAUGUACUCCCUCCGCGGCGACGGCAGCAACAACAACAACAAAAAAAAACUUGAGUCUACCGCGGCUCCGAUCGCCCCAUCCUCGACCCUCGCCCCGCGCCUAACCUCUUCCCCGGUGACCGUCCCCGUCCCGGCCUCACAAGUCUUCGACAACUCCCCCUCCACUCCCUCCAACACCCCAAGCAACGCCCCCGUCGAUCCCUCAGGCCUCUUCCAAUACGGCUUUCCCGGUCCCAUCUCCGACCUGGCAACGCGCCAAGCCUUCAUCUCGUGCUACGACCGGCGCACGCGCAACCCUCACUGGGUCGCAGAGCACAUCACUCCGCAAUCUCUGGCCAUCCGCGACGGUGACCGCAAGAACAGCAAUUUCCUCGAAGACCCCUUGAUCCCGGCCAAAUUCCAAGCCAAACUCAAAGACUACUUCCGCAGCGGCUACGACCGGGGACACCAGGUGCCGGCAGCAGACUGCAAGUGGUCUCAGUCGGCGAUGGACGAGACAUUUUAUUUGACCAAUAUGUGUCCGCAGGUUGGGGACGGGUUUAAUCGGGACUACUGGGCACAUUUCGAGGAUUUUUGUCGGCGGCUGACGGAGAAGUACCCCUCCGUCCGGAUUGUCACGGGCCCGUUGUAUCUUCCCAAGAGGGAUGAUAAGGACGGCAAGUGGUACGUCAAGUACGAGGUGAUUGGGAACCCGCCAAACGUAGCUGUGCCUACCCAUUUCUACAAGGUUAUCUAUGCGGAGGAGGACGGGCCAGAGAAGAAGGUCGCGCUGGGGGCGUUUGUCUUGCCGAAUGCGGUGAUUCCCAAUGAGAAACCGCUGCAGGACUUCGAGGUUCCGCUCGAGGCGGUAGAGAGGGCGACGGGGCUGGAGUUUGCAAGUAAGUUGCCGGUGCAGAGAAGGAAGCGGUUGUGUGCGGAGACGAGUUGCAGCAUAAUUGUGAAGGAGUAUGCUGAGAGGCAGAAAGCUUUUGCGAAGAAGGCUUAG
Messenger RNA from Thermochaetoides thermophila DSM 1495, 1053 nucleotides. Its product is annotated as mitochondrial nuclease-like protein. Gene Ontology annotation, molecular function: metal ion binding; single-stranded DNA endonuclease activity; RNA endonuclease activity. Gene Ontology annotation, cellular component: nucleus; mitochondrial inner membrane. The transcript has a single exon. Gene Ontology annotation, biological process: apoptotic DNA fragmentation. The coding region runs from base 1 to 1053 and encodes 350 amino acids. Lineage: Eukaryota; Fungi; Ascomycota; Sordariomycetes; Sordariales; Chaetomiaceae. The record is from RefSeq and is a predicted model, not a curated record.